AAUCUUUUAGAUCAAAAUGGCAAUGUAAUCAAUUUAUCUGCCAUGGUCUCACAUUUAUAUUAUGUUGAACCGAGUAAUUUCGCAUUUUCUAAUUUAUUUAAACAUGGAGUGUUUCACAAAAUUUGUUCGAAGUUGAGAACAAACUCUUCACAAGAAGUAAUGGAUGAAUUGGUUUUGAUUCUUUCUUACCUCCUUUACCGGAAGAUGUUAAUUAUAUUUUAAAGAGUCACAAUGAACGAGUUUUGAAUAUAUAUACCGAUUAUGUCAUAACAUACGCGAGAAAUAAUAAUUCUAAGUUGGGUCCCGAUAAUAUCUUACCUUUAACAUUAACCGAAAUUCCUUUUAAGUCUAUGGAUCAAGCUUUAUUAAAGGAAGAUCCAUUAAUUUCUAAACUUGAAUCAAUG
Molecule: messenger RNA, 404 nt
Organism: Rhizophagus irregularis DAOM 181602=DAOM 197198
Lineage: Eukaryota; Fungi; Glomeromycota; Glomeromycetes; Glomerales; Glomeraceae
Source: RefSeq, a predicted model, not a curated record